UAAAUAGAAGUUCUAGGCUUUCAAAAGAAGAAAAAGAGUUAAUUAAUCAAUAUGAUAGUCGUUUAUAUGGAAUGUUUAAAUUUAAAGAAAAAGCACACGAAUAUCAUCUUAAUCUUAUAUCAAAAGGAAUAGAACAAUAUGAAACGAUUUUGUUUUGGAAAAAAAAUACAUCAUUGUUAAAAUCUGAUUCAAAUUAUGAAAUCAGUGAAUUAAAUGCCACAAAAGAAACAUCAAUAUUUUAUCAUUUAGGACAUUUAAAUUUGCUUAUAGAGCAAUAUCCUCAAGCCCUAUCUGCUUAUCAACGUUAUUAUGCACAAGAAAAACUGUUUUGGAAAGACCCGAUAUUUCUCUAUGGCAUAGGCUUGGUUUAUUUUCACUUUGGGGCUUUUGAUUUAGCAAGUAAUGCAUUCUUCCAAGCUCUCUAUGUAGACCCUAAUUUUUCGCGUGCGAAUGAAAUACACUUACGACUUGGAAUCUUGUACAAAAUACGCGGCAAUUUGAAAUAUAGUCUUAAACAUUUUCAGCUCGCCUUGAUCGAUGAAGCUAACGCCCUUUCUACGUCUCAUGCCCAAAUAUACUUCCACGUGGCCCACCUCUUAGAAUGCCGAGGUUAUGUGAAACUUAGCAAACAACUUUACGAAAAAUUACUUUCUGCCCCUAUUUUGAGCUCCCCUGUUGACGACAGCAAAAACAAGCAGCAUCCACAACUAUUACCAAACAGUAAUAGCGAUUUUCCAUUUUUGAAUGGUAAGAACGCCGCUGAAAAUAGGUAUAUCGAAGUAGACGCAUCUAUAAAAGCCAGUUGCUUGAGACAGGUCGGGUGGUUGCAUCAUAAUUUUUUCCGCUUAUUUUCCACCUCAAACUCAGCUUCGUCCAACACAUUAAUAGAUCAAAAUUAUUCGAAUAACCAAGCUAAUCUCAUUAAAAAUAGUGGAUUAAAGAAAGAGAACUGUACUAAUCCAAUCAUUAAAGAGCCUGUAAUCGACAAAGAAAAAAGCGAAAACGCCGCUAUAAGAUAUUUGCAAUCUGCUAUCUCAUUGGAUCCAACUAGUGGCCAGACCUGGUAUUAUUUGGGAAGAUGUUUUGCCAAUCUCGGAAAAAUUCACGACGCCUUCAUAUCUUAUAGGCAUUCUAUCGACAAAUCAGAAGGCAGUGCCGACACCUGGUGUUCAAUCGGCGUUUUAUACCAACAACAAAACCAACCCAUGGAUGCCCUUCAAGCUUACAUUUGCGCUAUUCAAUUGAACAAAAAAUUUACGCCUGCCUGGACCAAUUUAGCUCUACUUUACGAAACAUGUAAUAUGCCAAAAGACGCUUUAACUUGUUACGCCAACGCAAUCAAAGCUGGAGACCCUAAUCCUGCCCUUUUGCCUCGUAUCAAAAAAUUGAAGGAUACUAUUUUGAGCAGCAAUUAUCAACAUCUCAACAUUCAAAAGGCCAAAACAGCGUUGCCCACCAUUGAAGAAGCAUGGAAUUUGCCUAUUCCCGCCGAAUUGACUUCUAGACAAAAUGCUGACACCAAAAUCCCUCCUUUUAUGACCAAAUACAUAUAUCCUUUGAUUCAACAACAAAGGGAGAUGCGCCUUAAGCUCUCGGCUAUGGGCAGAAAAAGUCUAACUAAUGGUGUCGAUAUUUUCAACGUCAAAGAUCAACAGGUGGAUAAAUUAACCCAUCGUCAGUACGACUCUAUUCAUAAUACACCAGAACACAAUGCUAUCAAAAGACCUCGUUUCUCCAGUGAAGCACCUUCGAUGAAUAAUAUUUUUAAAAAUUCUCAGGUAUCUUCGGCGGACUCUGAUUACAAGUAUAACGAUUGUCACAUCAACACUCCAAGCGAAAAAGAUACCCAUCUCCUAAAUUUGAAACAAGAAGAUUUUAUUAACCCGAACAGUAACGUAGACAACGACUUUUUUAAUGAUAUCGAGGAUGAAGACGACGAGGAUGAAGAGGGAUUAAUAGAUCCUGCCGUCGAAAAGGAGCUGGAAAAUUUGCUAGCCCUUGAUGGGGCCGAUACCAAAACCCUUUUCGCGUGCUUGAACACCAAUAAUUCCUCGCCAGUUAUAAGUGACGCAAAACGUUCGGAUGAAAAUUUAUUGAAUACACCCAACUCGAGUAUGUCUCAUUUUACUCCUAUAAAUCGAACAUCCAUUAAUCACGAUAUGUUAAAUCGGAUGAAUAUUGAAGCAAAUCUAACAGGGACCAAUAAUACGGCUCACCAUACCCCUUCGAAACCACCGCCGAAUCCUGUUCCUAUUCUCGGCGAUUUUUCUACUCCUUCAUUCCUAUUCGACGCACACGAUCCUGACCCUACUUAUAACACUCACCAAGAACAAAAUAGCAAUCGGGAUAUUAUGGGUUUGAGUAAUUAUAUGAACAAUUCUCCACAAAUAACCAGGGAUAAUAGAUCGUCAGAAUCUUUGCUAGCCCCUAUUCAUAUAUCGUCUUCCGAAAUCAAGCGUCUUUGCAACUCGGAUAUACCAUCACCGUCACCUUCUUCAACUAACACAGUUCCCUCGAACUUAGAUCCUCUUUCCCUACUUCUCGGACUUGAUUUCGAAGCGCAACCACCUCACCCCCCGCCCCACCCCGAUCCCCCUGAUCCGUUAAAUCUAUCUGAUAUUUCCAAUUCUCCCAUUCCUCAAGUGCCCCUUUUCACUGUUACCGGCAAAAAGGUCGCACACUCCCCCGAACUUCGUCAAUUUUGUCUCUCUCAUCCGGCAACCCUUAUCAAAGGUCUCUGCCAAGCCCUCAAGCUGGACCUGGGUCUUUACAGUACUAAAACGCUAACGAGUGCGCACCCGCGGCAUUUGAUCGAAGUUCGAGCCCAGGCUCGGUAUCCACUCACUAAGAAUUACGCUGAUCCCAGAACGGGUAAAAGGCAGGUGUGGAAAUGUACCAGCACCAGGCAUUUUAUGCCACUUGUCGAAUAUGCCAAGUAUCAGGGGACCUCAUUUAAAAGGGCUCUCGAGGAAGAAAAGGCUAAAAAUAGCUCCUCGGGAGAUACCGAAACUAUUAAUGAAAACGAUGCCAAAAAUAUUAAAGACUGCCCACCCUUUCGGAAAAUUUUAUUUGGAACCAACGUAGAUUUAUCGGAUGAAGAAAAAUGGACCUACCAACUACAAGAGCUAAAUAAAUUGCCUACCUUUCUCAAAGUCGAUUCACAAUGCUCAAAUAUGUUGUCCCAUCUGGGCCACACUGUCUUGGGUAUGAACAGUGUCCAGCUCUACAUGAAAGUGCCUGGCUGUCGCACGCCCGGUCACAGGGAAAAUUUGAAUUUUUGUUCCGUCAACAUCAACAUAGGGCCUGGAGAUACCGAAUGGUUCACGGUGGCCAGCAAUUAUUGGGGAGCCUUAGCAUCCCUUUGCAGUUCGAGGAAUGUGGAUUUUUUGAAAGGUAGUUGGUGGCCCGGCGAUAUAGGGGAAUUGGAGAGGAACAAAAUCCCUUUCACUCACAUUACUCAAAAGCCGGGUGACGUGGUAUGGAUCAACGCCGGAACUGUUCACUGGGUCCAAGCUUCGGGCUGGUGUAACAACAUAGCCUGGAAUGUUGGCCCCCUCACAUCCCACCAGUACGAAUUGGCCAUGGUGCAUUACGAAUGGAAUAAACUUCAACAUUACAAAUCGCUGGUACCCAUGGUUCAUCUAUCCUGGAAUAUCGUCACUAAUGUCAAAAUCACCGAUCGUCGACUUUUUCAACUUUUGAAGUCUACUCUUCAUCGUAGCUUGAAACGAUCCCAUUCAUUGAUACGCGUUCUUUCUCUCCUCGAAAUUCCCAUUGUGUUUCAUGGGAUUUUACCUGGCGAACUUUGUUCCCAUUAUUGUGACAAAUGUGAAAAGGAAGUCUUCGAUAUACUCUUCGUCAAAAACAGGCUGGUUCACUGCUUCGAAUGCGCCAGGCGUAUGUCCCCCGAUAUUGCAGAUUUUACGGUUCUUAAACAGUACAAACAGGAAGAAUUGGACGGAAUCUACGACAACUUUAGUCUUAAUUGUAAUAACUUGAACAAUCCUAACUACCCAAAAUUGGGAUUUAUUUCCACGAAUAUGAACGGUGGGGAGAAAAUCAUGGGAUCUCAGAAUCAAAAUAUGAUUGGGACAACAGGGAAGCAAGGAGACUGCGAUAAGACUGUAGAAAUUAGGCUCAAACCUAUAUCAAAUAUAUUCAAGAUCCAAAAUCCGCCUCACAAAAAUACUCAUUCUAGCCAUAAGAAAACUCACACACAGUCCGACAACAACCUCGCACCCGCUCUUAAAUCUCCUUCCAACAUAAAUAAAAAUUCAUCGGCCAAGGCUAGCAACAAUCAAAGUUUGACAAAUCUCCUGAGCAACAAAUCAAACAUCAUGAACAUCACUCAUAAUUUAAGCAACUCUCAACAUAAGCAAAAUAAUUUUCCUUCUAACCAUAAAAAAAAAUCCCACAAAUCUAACAACCAUAACCCGCCGUCAAAUAUCGCAAAUCCUAUCCCGAACAACUAUAAUUUCAAACCCACUACCAUGGAUCCGAAUCACGAGCCCUUACAAAUUUUAAAUACUAGGAUUCCUAUAAGCGACAACAUUAUCGAGAAAUCCCUGCCACUUCCCGAUACCUUUCCUUCUUCUUUACCCGAUGGUGGCACAAACAAUGAAACAUUCGUUCAAACGAACAUUGAAAUGACACAAAAUCAAAAAAUAUUGGAUAAUUUAUACGCGUCUUCAUUCCAGACUAACGUUCCACAAUCAUCUAUUCCGUCGCACGUCCUCAUGAGGACUCCCUCAGGUCAUUGGAUUAAGAAGGAAAAAAUUGAUGGCAUUUCUACUAACGAUGCAAGUGUAAACACGCCCUCGUCUUGUCACUCUCUUCACACUCCGCCACAACACAUUAAUGAUAAUAAUAGUAAUGGGACGAAUCUACAUAAUACAUAAAAAGGAAGGACCCUAUUUAGACAUCUUUUUUUGUUAUUUGGGAACAUAUUUUCAGCCUCUUAUUUAUUUAUUUUUAAAUAUGCAUUUGAACAAGGGACAAAAUAAUAUUGAUAUAUGGUCAAAUAAAUUUGCUCUUUACCUAUCUCAACAAGGUAUAACUUUUUGUAUUAAAUUAUGCAAUCUCAACAUAAUUAACAUUAUUCGUAACCCUUUGGCCAACCACAAUUAAAUACGCAUGAGGUCGCGAAUUCGUUUAAUUCAUAGCAAUAUUUUUCAUUGAAUUUUCGAUAAUUAUGCUUGAGUUUGUUCGAGUUUUAUUUAGAAUUAUAUUAAUCUUCUUUUAAAUAAUGAGUUUUUUUAUGAUCUCAUAAUAAAUUAAAAGUUGAAUAAUCUUUAUUUUUGUAUAAUAUUAUUAUUACAAAAUUUUGUAUAUAUUAUGUAUAUGAUCGUACUCCUCUAUAAGACUCGCAAUUUAAAGUGUCAAAUUUAAAUUAAACAUCUCUCGUCUUUUGGUUUGAUAUUAAAAUGAAAUAUACAAAUUCCAUUAUAUUUUCAAUGCAAAAUUAAUUAUUAUUUUUUUUAGAAGAAUUGAAUUUUAUUUGAAAUUUUAUGUAUUUAUAUUUUAAUACUUUAUAUAUUUGUUAUUACAAUUGUCGGGUCAAUCUAUUUAUAGGGAAAU
Molecule: messenger RNA, 5577 nt
Organism: Gordionus sp. m RMFG-2023
Lineage: Eukaryota; Metazoa; Nematomorpha; Gordioida; Chordodea; Parachordodidae
Product: lysine-specific demethylase 6A-like
Exons: 26
Coding region: 72-4898 (1608 amino acids)
Biological process (GO): regulation of gene expression
Cellular component (GO): MLL3/4 complex
Molecular function (GO): RNA polymerase II cis-regulatory region sequence-specific DNA binding; protein binding; chromatin DNA binding
Source: RefSeq, a predicted model, not a curated record